Messenger RNA from Abrus precatorius (Indian licorice), 2169 nucleotides. Its product is annotated as cytochrome b561 and DOMON domain-containing protein At4g17280-like. Bases 259 to 1470 code for a protein of 403 amino acids. The transcript is spliced from 3 exons. NCBI's taxonomy places the organism in Eukaryota, Viridiplantae, Streptophyta, Magnoliopsida, Fabales, Fabaceae. The record is from RefSeq and is a predicted model, not a curated record.
UACCUAAACCCACCCACUCUUAUAAUAACCCCCAUCUUCCCUCUUUCCUAACCACAACCUGCUUCAGUUCAUUCAACUUUUAGUGCCUGUUUUUGCUAGAAGCAGAAAGGAGAAAAACAACAACAAAAUAACAAGCCAUUUGGCAUUAGAUCUCCUUCCUUGUUCUUAGUUGUGAGCAAGACCCAAUUCUCGAAUUGCUAAAAGUACCCUUUUCAGGAUCAAGGAAGAGAAGUGGGUAUAUUAAGCAAAAGGGUUAACAUGGUUGGGAAGUUGAUGGUGAUGAGGCUUGUGUUGGCCAUAUCUGUCCUGAGCUCUCUCCUUCUGACAACCUCGGCACAGACAUGCCAAUCACAAACCUUCACUAACAACAAGGUUUACACUUCAUGUCGUGAUCUUCCCCAAUUAACCUCGUAUCUCCACUGGACCUAUAACCAGAACACAGGAAGCUUGGACAUAGCAUUCAGACACACUGGAAUCUCAUCAACAGACCGAUGGGUUGCAUGGGCUAUCAACCCCUCCAACAACCUUAAUAAUGCUAUGAUGGGAGCAGAGGCUCUGGUGGCUGUACUACAAUCAAGCGGGGCCCCUAGGGCAUACACUUCUCAUAUCGCUGGCUAUACAACCACGUUGGCUGAGGGAAAUAUCUCUUAUCCUCACUCUGGCUUGACGGCUACCCAUCAGGGUAGUGAGGUAACCAUUUAUGCUACCCUUACUCUUCCCAGCGGUACCACCAACUUGGUCCACCUUUGGCAAGAUGGUCCUGUCAGUGGUUCUACCCCUGGAAUCCAUGACCGGAAUCCUGCUAACCUCGGAGCCAAGGAAAGCUUGAAUCUUGUUUCUGGUACCAGUCAAGCAGGAUCAAAUGGGAAUUCUCUAAGAAGAAGAAAUGUUCAUGGAGUGCUGAAUGCACUGAGCUGGGGUACUUUGAUGCCCCUUGGUGCCAUAAUAGCAAGGUACUUGAAGGUGUUCAAAUCAGCAGACCCUGCUUGGUUUUACCUUCAUGUUACAUGCCAAACCUCUGCCUACAUAGUUGGGGUUGCUGGAUGGGGAACUGGUCUCAAACUAGGCAGUGAUUCAGUUGGUAUUGAAUAUAACACCCAUAGAAGACUCGGAAUCGUCCUGUUCUGCCUUGGAACCCUUCAGGUUUUUGCUCUGCUUCUGAGGCCCAACAAAGAUCACAAAUACAGAUUCUACUGGAAUAUUUACCACUAUGCCAUUGGAUACGCCACCAUAGCCAUCAGCAUCGCCAACAUCUUUAAGGGGUUCGAUGCAUUGGAGAACUCAGUAGGGGAUCGCUACAAUGACUGGAAGCAUGCUUACAUUGGCAUUAUUGCAGCUUUGGGUGGCAUUGCUGUGCUUUUGGAAGCUUACACAUGGAUCAUUGUGUUGAAGAGGAGGCAAUCAGAGAGCAAAACGACACAUGGCAUCAAUGGAGUAAAUGGGUAUGGUUCUAGGCCACAGCAGGUGUAGGAUAAGUGGCCGGUUAGGUCCUGGAUUUUUGGCUUCUUAAUCCUAUCUAUAUGAGUUUUGUUGUUAGACCUUUCUGUCUGUAUAUUUGCAUACGUAUAUUGAGUGCAUGUAGGAUACUACCAGUAGAUUAGAGUCUGUUUUUGAGAUAAAUUCUUUCAUAGAAUAGUGAGUUCCUGGGGCGUGGUUUCCUCCAUCAUGCUAUUCCAGAGCUAUUCCAGAGGAUACUUUGUAUUGGUUUCUUCAUAUUUGUAUUUAUUAUUUACUUUUAUCUUUCUGCACACCUUCCAGUUUCAAAUAUAUUGUUUUUUUGUCUCUCGGGGCAAGUUGAAGGCAUUCAAUUUUUCUAUCUUUUUGGGUCGUAGUAAAAGCUAAAGGGGAUUUUACCAUACGCAUUGGUAAAGUUUUCUUCCAAAAACUUAACGUCGACUUAAAUUUCUAUGUGGGCCUCAGACUUUAACAGUGCCCCUGUAAAUAAUAAGAGUAUAUAGAGUACAGCUUAGCUUCCCUGUACAUGACACAUUUUGGUGAGCAUUGACCAAAAGUCUUUGGCAUCGUUUGAAUUGUCAAACCCAAGGGAUAGAUGCAUUGUGCCCUCUUUGUCAUAUUCCUUCCUCUAUUGACCCUGUAAGCUUUGUACUUGGAUUCACAAUGCUCCGAAUCGAUCAUUAUAUAUAUUGAAUUCCCCGGGUACCCUUCUUC